UGGAGAAGCCGAGGCACCGCUACCGGCUCCGCUGAGGACUGAAGACAGACAGAGAGAGAACCGGAGAGAAAUACCGGGAUAACCGGAGAGAGAGAAAUGGAGACCGUGGAGCAGCUCGUGUCUUUCCUCCACAUUCAGGUCCAGUUGAGCGGGGGCGCGCCUUGGGGGUUCACGCUGAAAGGAGGGCUCGAGCACGGAGAGCCACUCAUCAUCACAAAAAUCGAGGAUGGAGGGAAGGUGGCGCUGUGCGAGAAGCUGAAGGUUGGCGACGAGCUGAUCAACAUUAAUGGAUCCGCUCUCUACGGCAGCCGACAGGAAGCAUUGAUCCUCAUCAAGGGGUCGUACCGCAUCCUGAAGCUCGCAGUCAGGAGGCGCAGCGUUCCCGUUAUCCGGCCGCCUUCCUGGCACCUGACGAAGCUUUCGGAGUUACCCCUCCCUCCCCCUCCUCCUCCUCCAUCACCUCCUCCUCCUCCACCCUGCCUUCCCCCCACAGACUCCCCUCCUCUCCCCCCUCCUCCCCCUCUGUCUGCCAUGCAGCUCCACCCCGGCCCCUUCACACUACCCUGGCACUCCACCGACAACAGUGACUUACAGUGGGGUCAGCUGUCCAGACCUUACUCCUCCACGGACCGAAGCAGUUCCCUGGGCUCCAUGGAAAGCUUGGACACACCAACACCCACACCGCAGACAUACUCUGACUCCCAUAUUUCCCCCGUCGACCCCACCCUCUUCAACAACAAAAGAGACUCUGCCUACAGCUCAUUCUCCGCCAGCUCAAACACAUCUGACUACGCAACGGUGCCACUAAGGCCCGGUGAAGCCUGCUCCAUGGAUAACCUCCUGCAGGGGCUGGGGCCAUCUUGUCAAGGCUACACUGUCGGUGAUACCUCGACCCUGGGGAGUUCAUCUAGCGAGGCCCCGGAUGACUUGCAGCUUAUUGUUCUCAAGUCCAGGUCGCUCACCAGGCCGAGAUCUAAAAACGUUGAGAUAAAAGAGAGGCCUUCCUCCUACUGUUAUGAGGAGGAGCGGAGGGGAGGAGACUUUGAGAUCAUAAGAAAUGGAGAAAGAGCAGCUGAGAGAAAGAUGAACCCUCCUCAGCCUCCGACCAGGAAGGACAGUUUUAGGGCAACUCGGAGUCGCCCGAACGCCGCCAACAAACGUUGCGUCUCUGCUCCCAUUGACCUUUCCAGCGUUCCCUUUUACCAGGAAGUCAAGUCCUCUCUGAAUGUUGAAUCAGGAAUUCAAAACGGCUUCCCUGCACCAGAGGAAUGUGGUGAGAAUUGUAAAGAGGAUACCCUGAACUCGCACUAUAUCCAAAGACAGACUGAAGACAUUCGACAUAUCCGAUGUGAUAUCAGUGCUAAUAAAGACUACAAUACAGAAACCACCUCAGAGACGUCCUCCCUAGUCCCCAUGACUUCUCCUUGUCCUGCCUCCUUACCUGCCGAAUCCUCCAUGGAUGUUCAAGAGCGAUCUCGUAUCACGCACUCAGAGAUCAAGCACUCCCCGACGGGGCUUCACCGGCACAGCGCCCCCGCUAAACUCCUCGCUACACAGCUCCAGUUAUUGGACUGUGAAAGUGACGGAUCUUCAUUGGAGCCUCGCAAUCCGUCGGAUACUUCUGAUCCCUCCUUGUCCUCGUCUAGCAGCCAGUGGUCCUAUUCAUCGCUCCAGCCCACGAGGGAAGACCAAGAAACUUCUCACAACCACCCCAACGGACCGUCAAAUAAAUGGGGAGGUAGCCGUUGCUCAACCCCGGGAUCUGUGUUCUUGGAAGAUGACGAGGAGAGGCGAAAUGGAACCACAGUUGAGCAUCACCACCCUUGGGGCCGAUCAGCGAGUGUCCCUGAGGACCCAACUGGAUCGUCAAUCAAGGGACAGUUGAGCUCAGACCAGAUACUUGAGAGAGAUUUCCAGCCUCUUAGUGCUGCUGCUAGUAUGGAUACUUUACUGGAAGAGCAGAGAGCAGUGGAUAGAGGUAACAUUGAGGAGAGUGUAGUAGGAGAGGACAUGAAGAGGUCCCCGGCGUCUAGGAACCAUCGCAGGAACCGCCGUCGCAACGAGCGAUUUGCGACCAACCUCCGUAACGAGAUCCAGAGGAAAAAGGCCCAGCUUCAGAAGAGCCGGGGCCCAGGAGGGUUGCUCUGUAGUGGGGAAACUGUGAAGGAGGAGGAAGGUCCAGACCUCAAUGAGGAAGGGGACGACCAAGACCUGCCUGUCCAGGAAAGGAUUACCAAAGUUGCAUUCGCCCGACCUGUUAGUCCCCAAAUAGAUGCCAUCACCACAGCACCGGUCGAGAAAGCAAGUGAUGUUUUGCAGACUCAGUCCACAAGCUACACUCAAGACAACAACCUAUCCAGGUCCGUACAGAUUCUGGACCCAGGAGUGCCACAUUUUGGUGUUGGCGUCCGAGUGGUGGAGGAACCGGCUCCUGCUGGUAAAGCCCGUCGCUGGCGUUGGACACCAGAGCACAAACUCCAACCAGAACCCGAAUCAGAACGACGGUGUAGAAUCUUGGAUAAGGAUCCGUUGGGACUCACAGGAUCACGGCAUGGGGUUUGUGCCUUCUCAUCUUCAUCCUCAUCCUCAUCUUCAUACACUCGGUCCUCUUCUCGGAAGGACGUGUCCGAAAUCCUUCCGUUUGCCGAUAGAAUGAAGUUUUUCGAGGAGACGAGCAAGAGCAUAUCCGGGCUUAAUAUGUCGAGUCGGAGGCAGAAAAAACCCCUCCAACAAUCGGAGCACCAGGGAGGGGAGAUUGGUCAACACCCAACCCAGAGAAGAUACUCCUACCAGGGGGGACUUCUGCAGGAAAGCGACCUCCUCUCAAACUCUAUGGAGGCCAGGAGGCUUUCUAUGAGUACCAGCAGGGAGAGGCAGAAGGAGAAGGAGAGAGAACAAGCGAGGGAAAGGGAGGAGAGGGCAAGGGAACGAGAUAGAGAAGACAGGCUGAGAGAAAGGGAGAGGGAAAGAAAAGAGAGGGAUUUGGAAAUGGAGAGGGCAAGGCUGAGGGAGAUUCAGCGGGAGAGGGAACGAGAGGAGAGGGUGAGACAGUGGGGAAGGGAACGAGAGAGAGAGCUGGAGAGGGAGAAGGACAUAGAGAGGGCCAGAGAGCAGGAACGUCUCACAAAAGAAAGAGAGGAAGUGCUGAAGAGGGAGAAGGAAAGGGAAGAUGCUCAGCUCAGCUCACAUCAGGAGUUGUAUGGCGUCAAAGACAGAAAUCAAGACUUCCAACACAUCUUCCAGCCUAAGCCUCAGACGUUCUCCCAUAGCCAAACCCAGAAUCAUGUCCCUCGAUCGGCUUUCCAUCCCGUCAACACCCCAUCCCAGCCAAUGGAGAGCCAGCAACCGCUUCAGCAGGGAUACACAGCGAGGAGCUACACACCCACAGAGAUGUAUCCCGCCCGGCAACAGGAAGCGGCCAAGCUGAACAGGAAGUCCAGCCUGACUGAGAGGGACUACUCCAGCUCCAGACCUCCAGAGAUCAACAGCCAGCUCCAUCAGGGUCAGAGGAGCCACAGACCGUCUGAUGGAGAAGAUCGUAACGGAUUCUCCUUCCCUCCUCCGUCGGCUCCUCUCUCUCUCCGAGGCCGAGCCAUGUCCGAAAACGACCUCCGCUUCGACAGCAACAACCAACGCUGGUCGCCCUCCAUUUCUGUCUCCACCAGCCAGACGCUGAGCGAGGUGGAAGAGGGAGGAGGAGGAGGAGGAGGAGGAGGAGGAGGAGGAGGAGUAGUCAUGGGAGGAGAAACUGCUAACACUUCACGGAUGAACAGGAAGAAAACCCCGCCUCCACCGAGACCUCCACCCCCAAAAUGGGAGCAGUUUCACCGCAGAAGGGCGUCUCACCACAGCCUUUUCUCCGCCUCUCCUCAAUCCAUCCCUCCAUCUUUAGACCCCACCCACUCCUCUUCUUCAUGCAUCCCUCCACCUCCUCCUCCAACCGAUACGUCCAGACAGAGGUCCUUCAGUCUUCCUCCACAGAGGCAGGAAGUGUCCGAAAACUGCCCGAGAUGCAACUGCAGCCAAACCCAGGCACUCUCAUCCAAUCAGAAUCAAGCACAAACGCAGGAGCACUCAUUCUUCCACGCUCUAUCCAAUCAGAAUCCAGCACAAACGCAGGAGCACUCAUUCUCCCACGCUCUAUCCAAUCAGAAUCCAGCACAAACGCAGGAGCACUCAUUCUCCCACGCUCCAUCCAAUCAGAAUCCAGCACAAACGCAGGAGCACUCAUUCUCCCACGCUCCAUCCAAUCAGAAUCAAGCACAAACCCAGGAGCACUCAUUCUCCCACGCUCCAUCCAAUCAGAAUCAAGCACAAACCCAGGAGCACUCAUUCUCCCACGCUCCAUCCAAUCAGAAUCCAGCACAAACGCAGGAGCACUCAUUCUCCCACGCUCCAUCCAAUCAGAAUCCAGCACAAACGCAGGAGCACUCAUUCUCCCACGCUCCAUCCAAUCAGAAUCAAGCACAAACGCAAGAACACGCCUUCUCGCACGCUCCAUCCAAUCAAAUGCCGCAUCAGGACCGGACUUUUACCGUAGCUCCGCCCAGUCCCAUGUUCUCCAGGAGGGGCUUCAGACCGGUGGCUCCUCCCCAGGCAGAGAGAGACCUGAUGGGGGUGUAUUCUCAGCAGGAGAGGGGGGAGGUUUUAUCCUCUCUACCUCCACCUCCACUUCCACCAAAAGAGAGCAGUAAGAACAGGGUAUCUGAGAUGAUCAUCAGCCCUGAGGAGGACAGAGUAACAGUGAAGCCUCUCAAAAAUCACUCUAACAUCAGACCUGGAGCAGAGUGGGAGAGAACUCCAUCUCCCAGAGUUCAUAGCGACUCAACCCUUCCACCUGUGAUGGAUAACGUCGGCGUGGAUUCCCCUCCUGAAUCCUACCUCUUCCACAGCAUCGAGCCCCAGAAGAUCUCUCUCGAACCAGGGAACGAAUCAGAAACCACCCUGAGCCCAAGUCCCGCCCACAGCCUGGACGCAGAGCUGGACAUCCCCAUGGAGACGGACAUCGACGACUUCCAGGAGGAGGACGUGCUUCUGGCCGAGGACGAGCCAAUCACCAGCAAGCUGCCGUGCUUCGCUCUGCCGGUGACGGUGCUGGAGACGGACAUCGACACGUUGGAGGAGGAGAGUGGAGGAGGGAGGCUGAGUCUGGAGGAGCUCUUCCCCCAAAACAGUGAGGGGGAGUCGGGUAGAGAGAGCUGGAGAGGAGCCUAUCAGAGCCCGGAGCACAACACCGACAGCCUGGAUAGGCGCUCCGGUGCGAGCUCCAGCUGCUCGUCGUAUUACAGCACGUCGGCCGCCAAGGCCCAGCUCCUGUCUCAGAUGAAGGACUUCACAGAUACCAGAGAGCGGGACGAGGACGACGAGCUCACCUACAAGAAACAGCUGAUGGAGAGCCUGAGGAAGAAGCUGGGUGUGCUGAGGGAAGCUCAGAGAGGACUGCAAGAAGACAUCAGAGCCAACGCCCAGCUGGGGGAGGAGGUGGAGAGCAUGGUGGUGGUGGUGUGUAAACCCAACGAGGUGGAUAAGUUCCGCAUGUUCAUCGGAGACCUGGAUAAAGUGGUGAGUCUUCUGCUGUCGCUAUCCGGACGUCUGCUGAGGGUGGAGAGCACUUUGGACACUUUGGACCCCGACACGGAGCACCACGAGAGGCUCCCCCUGCUGGAGAAGAAGCGGCAGCUGCUGCGUCAGCUGUCGGAGGCUCAGGACCUGAAGGACCACGUGGACCGCAGAGAGCAGGCCGUCAGCCGGGUGCUGGCCCGCUGCCUGACCCCCGAGCAGCACCGCGACUACAGUCACUUUGUGAAGAUGAAGGCGGCGCUGCUGGUGGAGCAGAGGCAGCUGGAGGACAAGACUCGGCUGGGGGAGGAGCAGCUGCGGGGGCUGAGGGAGAGCCUGGGUCUGGGGCUGGGCAUCGGCAUGGGGAUGUCCAUGGGAUACGGACUAUACUGACAAAUAAAACAAGAAAGGGGUCUAUGUUUUAAAGGAAUAGUUUGGCAUUUUUGAGAAAUACACCACUCAUGUCUGCCAAAUCUCACUUUUGAAUGUGUUAUAUUUUGGUUUUACAGGGAGAAUGUGUGCAAGAAUAAGUCUUAGCUGUGACUUCAUGGAGUCUUUAUGCUAAGCUAAGCUAAUGGCGUUCUCGUUGUAGCUGCAUAUUUAGCAAUCCAAAAUGUCAGACUAUUCCUUUAAGGAUUAAAAGCUUUCCAGAAGGACCACAGCUAAAACACACUCUGAAAGUUCUUUAUCAACAAGAUAACAGACUGGACUGGACUCUGCUUCACUUGAUGUACUGUAAUGAAACUCGUUCUAACACUACGUUGCCAAAGACAUUUCCUCUGACGCUGCUUUUUGUUCUGGUGUUUUCUUUUUUCUAUUUAAAUCUCCUGGUUCAGAGAAUUCACGGAGACUGUUGUGUGAGCUGCAGCAUUAUUAACUGCCAAUACGUACUCUGUAUUAUCUACCAUAGUAUCAUAUCACUUUGUAUUUUAGCCGUGGAGUUUGAGACUCCACCACCGACGCGUUAUACUGUCACGUGAUAACUGUUCAUGUACAGAAGACACUUGUGUUUAUAAUGUAAACAAUGUGUAUAUAGUGAUUUUGUUUUUUUAAAUGACUGGAAAUGCCUGUAAAAAUUGGUUGUAAAAGAUGAACGAGAAGACCAGAAAGAGAUUACUGUAUAUUUUGACUGAGAAGAGUUCGAUUAGUUCCAGUUUUUGUCGUUAGCUUGUUCAAAUAUUUGGUAAAGUGUAUUGCCCCUAGCUAGGUCCCAGUUUGCAUUGAAAUCCUACAUUGAAUAUUCACUUAAGACAGUAUUAAUAACACGUAUUCCUAUUCUUGUUGAGAGUUAGAUCAGAAGUUCAUGUCUGUGUGUGAGAUAUAACGCUACAGCCAGCACUUGUCUUAGCUUAGCUUAGCUUAGCAUAAAGACUGGAAACAGUGAGACAGCUUGCCUCGACGACAGUGUUUUAGGGCAAUUGUAGGUAGAACAAUUAUAAUUAAGGAGCGGGAAGGAUUUAAGUAAAUAUACAGAGAACAAAUCAGAGCUUAUAAUUGUAAAUGUGUGUUAUUUUUAAAUCCUCAAAUCAUACAUUUGUGAUUUUAAUCUCAUAGUUAAGCUGUUUCCAGAUUUCAUGCUAAGCUAAGCUAAUUGUAGUACGAUUUUAGCUUCAUGUUGAACAAAGACAUUAGUAGUGUCAAUCUUUGCAUCUAAAUCUCAGCAAGAAAGAAAAUAAGUGUUUUUUCCCCAAAUGUCAAAGUAUUCUUUUAAAACUUGAGUAAAAUGUAUAUUUUUUGUACAGUAAAGUGCCAAAACUCAAUCUAAUUUUCCCAUUUUUGUGAAAUGUUUGCCAAAGUUUCCAGAGCUUUAACCGGUUUCCCAAAACUCAGAGUAAAUCAAAUAAAGAAAAACAAACAAAAACUGUAGCUGAACAAGAGAAGGAAGGGGAGGAAAUGUGUAUACUUUGGCUGUUGAAAGGUGGACUGAGGUUAUGUAAAAAAAAACAGACGCUUAAUCAUUUCCUACUUUAACAAACAUGCAGUUUAAAUUGUAUUAAAGGUUACUGUUUUACACUUGUUCUUCCACAGUUUGUUCUCACAUAUUUCCUGCUUUUUAAAUACCAAACAACCCGGAAGUGAAGAUGUCCACUCGUUCGUUCUGUACAUAUUCUGUGUUUUCUUGUACUAUAAAAGCGAUUUUCUAAGUCGACUGGAAACGUUUUUACUUGUCAAGAUUGGAAAGAAAGUGGCUUGUUGUGAGUUUAUAUCUACUGUUCAAUGUCAUUUUGAUUUAUUAAGGACCUUUUUUUGUCUUCUUAAAACUGCAUUUCAAACUGCAAAAACGCUCACGUGAGAACGAGUACCAUAAAUAAUAAUAAUAGUAUUUUAAACAC
Messenger RNA from Trematomus bernacchii (emerald rockcod), 7892 nucleotides. It is a transcript of the gene shroom4, whose product is annotated as shroom family member 4. Bases 97 to 5952 code for a protein of 1951 amino acids. Gene Ontology annotation, biological process: actin filament organization. Gene Ontology annotation, cellular component: apical plasma membrane; cortical actin cytoskeleton; adherens junction. The record is from RefSeq and is a predicted model, not a curated record. Gene Ontology annotation, molecular function: actin filament binding. The transcript has 12 exons. Lineage: Eukaryota; Metazoa; Chordata; Actinopteri; Perciformes; Nototheniidae.